Molecule: messenger RNA, 765 nt
Organism: Helobdella robusta
Lineage: Eukaryota; Metazoa; Annelida; Clitellata; Rhynchobdellida; Glossiphoniidae
Exons: 5
Coding region: 1-765 (254 amino acids)
Biological process (GO): proteolysis
Molecular function (GO): serine-type endopeptidase activity
Source: RefSeq, a predicted model, not a curated record
AUGGGGUCAAAUAAGAUUUUGGGGUGCCACAGUAAUUACAAACCUAUUCGCAAUCUCAUAUAUUGGGAAGAUUGUUAUUUGCACCAAACUUAUUUAGAGACCCAAAAAACUUCAUCAAAUGAUCCAAUCGGAAACCCACAGCAAGCAAAUUUGUACACAGCCAAAGUAGGCACGAACACAUUAUACGGCACAAACGUUCCCACAUUAAAAGUCGACCUACACGUAUUUCACCCAAAUUUUGACACCAUCACCAAUAAUUACGACAUCGGUUUAGUUAAACUCAGCACAAGAUUGAACUUCACCGAUUACGUGCAACCAAUUUGUCUGCCUAGGAAGAAUUACAACUCGAGAGAGUUGAGCAAAUUUGAUGUCUGUGUUGCUACUGGUUUUGGGAAAACAGAGCAUUAUUCCUCAGUUUCUCGCUUCUUACUGCAAGGUCGAAUGAACAUAAUGACCUAUGAAGACUGCAUACGAAACCUCAAGAGACAGGUUUACGUGGAUGAAUCUGAGUUGAGGCAAGUUGUCGUAGAUGAUAUCAUGAUUUGUGCUGGUUCCAUUCCUACUUAUUACGAACCCAACUCUUGUAAAGGAGACAGUGGCAGUCCCUACGUGUGCAGGGACCCCAACGGAAUUUGGACCCAGGUGGGUAUCACAAGCUUUGGAGUACCGGUGGAUUUCGACAAAAGUUGCACCAACAGCAUAUUUACCAGAGUCCCGGCCUUCAUUCAGUUCAUACAUGACACAAUGAGUUAUAAUAUAAAGUAA